Messenger RNA from Ruditapes philippinarum (Manila clam), 3971 nucleotides. RefSeq lists its product as uncharacterized. The coding region runs from base 163 to 3564 and encodes 1133 amino acids. Lineage: Eukaryota; Metazoa; Mollusca; Bivalvia; Venerida; Veneridae. The transcript has 6 exons. The record is from RefSeq and is a predicted model, not a curated record.
CUCUCACAAUUCACUACCAACAUGGCGACAACUUUUAAAAUUGGAUAAGGAAAACAUUAUACACUUAAACAUAGAGCUGUAAAAGUUGAAAUAAAUCACUUGAUAUUUUAAAAGAUUUGAAUAAUUGGAUUAUUCAGUUGUGGAUAGACAGUCAAGUAAAUUAUGUCAGAGUAUGUGUUUAAAACGCUUAAUGACGAAGAAUAUAAAAAUUGGAUAAAGGCAGAAAUUGGUUUGCGCACUGUACAGACGGUAUUGUGCAAUAGAACGGAUACACCCUUAAAACGCCAGUAUGAACAAAUCUUGGAAGGCUAUGAAAGGCUAUUGGAAGUACAUGCCGAAAAAAAACCCGAUAAAUAUCAACAUAUCAAAAAUAAAGUCAUCGAAAAUCACUUGUUUAAGACUAAAAAUUGGCCAAAUUCUAAAUUAAAGAUGCAUCAAAAACCUGAUGCUGAAAGGUAUAAUCAUGUUGAAUUUGGAAAAUGUUUCAUUCGGACACCGGGAUACCUGGAAAAAAUGAACAUUUCUGAAAUUGAUUUUUCUGGCUUGAUACAUAUCCUUCUGUGUAAUUCAGGACUGCAUUGUAUUCUCGAGCAACCACCUGAAAGAGUAACUGUUGGCAAGAAGAAAGAUGAAAUUAAGCAACCGCAUGUUUUUGCACAGGCAUUAAAGGUGAGAAAUGAUAUACAUCAUUCUUCAAAAGGUCUCAGUACAGAGAAGUUGAAUGGGUAUAUUUUAGACUUAAUCGCUGUUCUAGAUAAUCUCAAACCGGACGAACUGGGUUGCACAAAAGUGCAAAUAGAAAGAGCAAAGAAACGCCUGAAGGAGUUGAAGAAAAUAGACUUUCAUGUAUCAACAACAGAAGAAAUUCAAUCUCUGGAUGACGCUAUCGCCUUUGUCAAAUCAGAAAUUGAACGACUGAAAAUAAGAGAAACGGAUAUGCUUAAUAAUAUUGAUGAUAUUCAAAAGAAAGUGGAUUCUCACGAAUCAAGACUAAAUGUUCAUGACCAGAGACUAAAUGCUCUUGAGAAUAUUCGUAAAGAGUCUGAGAAACUUGCAAUGACCAGGAAAGAUCUUAAUAAUCAGAAACAGAAAAAAGAGUUGCAACAACACCUUAUUGGCUUGUACAAUGACUGCUAUGUCAAAACCUCUCUCUGUCCAUUCGAUCAAAGAGACAAUGUAAUUAACAUUGCAGACAUAUAUGUCGAGCCAAAUAUUGAAGAAUCACAAAAAGUAUUUGGAAGAGAUAUAAAUCUAUCAGAUUUAUUAAGAAAGAAUCGCAGAGGCGCUAAAAGAGUUUUCGUGAUAGGUCAUGUUGGAAGCGGAAAAACGUCCCUUUGUCUGUUUUUCCUUCAAUCUUGGUGCAAUUCGGUAGCAGAAAACAGAGAUGAGUCAAAUACAAAAUCAAAUGAGUUUAAAAACAUUAUCAGAGAAAUGAGGAACUAUGAUUUUGUAUUUUAUUUACCAUUAUGGGCAGUUUCAGAAGAAAUCGACAACUAUCAAGAGAUGAUCAAGACAUACUACCAGGAGUUCAAUAUUGACAAUAUAAUAGAUGAAGUUUUCGAGAAAGACUCUCAUAAAUGUAUUUUACUAGCAGACGGACUUGAUGAAUGGAAACUCCCUCAAAGCAUUGAUUCUCGGCCAUUACAUUAUAUGUAUGGUUGUCCAGUAUUAAGCAGACUAUCACAAUCUACAGUCAUGGUAACUUCUCGACCAAAUGCUACUGGAAUUCUUCGUAUGCGUAAAAGUGAUAGAGAUUUAGAGGUGAAUCUUUUGGGUGUUACUUCAGUUGAGUAUAUGAUACAAAAGUACUGCGAAAAUCAUUAUUGUAAGGAAACAACAAAAACUGAUAUUUUAGAAAAGGUAAAAAAAUUGACAGAAGUGCAUAAAUUAAAAACGCCAAUGUUGCUUUCUUGUUUAGUAUGGAUGUUAACGAAUGGUUUCGAUAUUGAGCAGACGAAUGUGAGCGCAACCUAUAGUAGUAUCAUAAACAUCAUGUUCGAAUGGCAUAGUUCGAAAUUUGAAAGCAGCACACAUGUCGAGUGUGAUAAGAUUGCAAGUAUACAUUUACCUGAAAUGCUUGAAAAAUAUAAAAUAUCACAUGAAAACCGAUUGGCUAUCUCUAAUUUAAGUAGAAUAGCAUUUGACAUGGGCAAUGCACCUAUUUGUCAAACAGAUGUAGAAAGCUAUUGUUCAGGUGAUAAACUAACAUAUUUGCUUAAAACUGGAAUGCUACAUCACCAACAAAUGUUCUUUCCAAACAAAACUUUCCGCUUUUCAUUUAUACACACAUCGUUUCUUGAAUAUUUUGUUGCCUUGCACGUAGUCAUUAGCCAAAACGAAACACAUGAAGUACAAUGUGAAUUUUUUGAGCGUUGUACGAACGUAGCAAAUAUAUUAAGAUUAAGCAAUGUUUUCGUAUUUAUAUGUGGACUGGCCCCAAAGCUAAUUGAUUAUAUUUUCGAACAUAUAUAUAAAACUUUAUCACGUAAAUCGGAAACAUUUUUUGAAAUUCAAGAACAAUUUCAAAUACAGGAGCUGGUGAAGAAAUGCUUGUUAGAACAUAGUUUAAGCAGUAAAGUUGAACCUCAAGACAUUUUACAUUAUGCAUUGGUCGUAACCGGAGAAGAGGAUGAAUUUACAAACACCGCAAGGUUCAUAAAAAAUGUUGACAUUGAAAAAAUCAUGACUCUUUCUAUAGAAAACUGCAUUAUUUCAAAAAUGUCUGAAGAACUAACGAAGGCAUACUAUUUCUUAAUAGUUGAAGUAAUGCAAAAACCUGCAGUUCUGCAGCACAAUAUGAAUAUAAAUGGAAUAAGGGCAAAUAAACUUACCUCAUUAUCAAUUUGCAAAUGCGUAAUAUCGCAUGAUGAUUAUCUAGAACUCACAUCACUCGUUGAGCAAGCUGUUGCACUGGAAUCGCUGGAAUUAAAAUAUAUAAAAUGCGAAACAAAGCAUAACAAAUCUCACGAACGACAUAUCAUUGAUCUUAAAGAAAAUACCAAAAUAAAGAACUUGCUGUUAAUAGAUAAGAAAAAUGCAUUUACUUGCAAGAUAAAAAAUCUGAAAAACAGUCUUAAAAAAUGUGUUAUACUAUGUACGGAUCUUAUAGAAAUAGACUGCUUAAUACAGUGUCAAAAUUUGAAACACUUGAAUUUUGGAAGCUGUGAUGAAAGUUAUGGUGAAUAUAACAUACAUAUGAACGAGGUUUUGCGAUCCACUAACACACUAAAGACACUGCAUAUCAGAAAUAUGAAUUGCGUUGAUGUAUCCCCAGUGCCUAGAGGUUCGAUGAAUCAAUUGUGCGACAUCAGAAUGUACAAUUUAAAAAUGAGUUCCAAAAGUUUUGGAGAAUUUCUAGAUGGUAUUAUAUUAUGCCUUCAACAGCGCGUUGGUGAAGUACGCGUUAGGGUCGAUGCACGCUACAUAUCAUUUUUUACAGAGGAGGAAUUGCAGAAUUCAUUGCAAAUGAUUGCCGAACGAUCAGAUAAACUAGUAGCAGAAGAGCUAAAUAUCAGCAACGACAACACUUGUAUUGAUGUUAAAAUUAUAACAACAACCUGUUAGAACUUGAAAACAAAUGGACUUUAGGCAAAUGAAUGCAGAUCAACACGGAAAGGCGACAGUCAAUGAAUGCAUCCCCAAACAAAUUCCAACAACACAAAACUACCGGAACAUAGCAGGGCACCGGACAAAACAGGAGAGAACAAAACAACGAGGCAACAAAGAGGCAUUAUUGUUAACAAUUUAAUUUAAUAUAUCAUAUUGAAGAAAACCAAUAUAGAAAUUGUUGUGUAAUAUGAUAUACUCUCUAGUCACGUGGGUUUAACUCGGUGUAGAUUUGUCUCUCUGAUAACAGUUUGAUAGAAUGCUUUUAUAUGUAAACAUAUGCUCUAGCUAGUACUUAGAAUAAAACUUAUAUAUAUUUAACAGUGUUAUGGUUAUAACUGACCAUCGGUCAUUCAGACAAUAGU